Messenger RNA from Dioscorea cayenensis subsp. rotundata (Guinea yam), 2109 nucleotides. RefSeq names its product proline-rich receptor-like protein kinase PERK3. The coding region runs from base 54 to 1919 and encodes 621 amino acids. NCBI's taxonomy places the organism in Eukaryota, Viridiplantae, Streptophyta, Magnoliopsida, Dioscoreales, Dioscoreaceae. Gene Ontology annotation, biological process: protein phosphorylation. Gene Ontology annotation, molecular function: ATP binding; protein kinase activity. The transcript has 17 exons. The record is from RefSeq and is a predicted model, not a curated record.
AAAGAUAAUUAAUUGGCCAAAACUCGAUCUCAAUCUUGUUUAUUUGUGAAGAAAUGUCUAGUCUAGUGCUUGCUCUGAUCAUCGUGGGAUCGGUGGUUUUGUUGAUACUGCUUUUUCUCUACUGGAACUGUAGGUGCCGGUCGGAACCUACAAGUACACCCCGAGAUCGUAAAGUUACAAUGGAUGUUGAUCAGGCUCCGAAAACCUUGAAGAAUGAUUCAUCUCGGUCUCGUCUUGAAGUUAAAACGGAUAGUAGACAACCUUUGAAAGAGAAGAAGAAUGAUCCAUCUCCAUCUCAAAAAGAUAAAGUUAAAACGGAUGGUGGACAGGCUUUGAAAGAGAAGAAGAAGAAUGAUCCAUCUCCAUCUCAAAAAGAUAAAGUUAAAACGGAUGGUGGACAGGCUUUGAAAGAGAAGAAGAAUGAUCCAUCUCCAUCUAAAAAAGAUAAAGUUAAAACGGAUGGCGGACAGGCUUUGGAAGAGAAGAAGAAUGAUCCAUCUCCAUCUCAAAAAGAUAAAGUUAAAGAGGAUGGUGGACAGGCUUUGAAAGAGAAGAAGAAUGAUCCAUCUCCAUCUCAAAAAGAUAAAGUUAAAACGGUUGGUGGACAGCCUUUGAAAGAGAAGAAGAAUGAUCCAUCUCCAUCUAAAAAAGAUAAAGUUAAAACGGAUGGCGGACAGGCUUUGAAGGCGAAGAAGAAUGAUCCAUCUCCAUCUCAAAAAGAUAAAGUUAAAACGGAUGUUGGAUGGGCUUUGAAAGAGAAGAACAAUGAUCCAUCUCCCUCUCAAAAAAAUAAAGAUAAAACGAAUGGUGGUCAGGCUCAGGAUAGUCAGUGGAAUGCUCCUCCUCGUUCUGAUCAUGGUCUCCAAACGGGAUCCAGCUCUUCAGGUCCUGAUAAUUCUUUAACUUGCCCACGUCCUGGCAUUGCCUUUACUUAUGAAGAACUAAAAAAGGCAACAAAUUCGUUCUCUCGUGCUAAUUUUCUUGGAGAGGGUGGUUUUGGCCCUGUGCAUAAGGGAGUGGUUACAAUUGAUAAAAAGGGUGUGCUUCCAUUCCAUGAAGAGAGAGUGCUUCCAUUUGAUAAAGAGAUUGCAGUCAAGCAAUUGAAAUCUGGAGCUCAGCAGGGGCAGAGUGAGUUUGAGGCAGAGGUUAACAUUAUUAGUCAUGUGCAUCACAAACACUUGGUCUCAUUAAUAGGACAUUGCAUUUCUGGAGAGCGGAGACUGCUUGCCUAUGAGUUCGUUUCUAACAAAACAUUGCAGUUCCAUUUGCACGGGGAAGGUCAACCAGCUAUGGAAUGGUCUAUAAGAUUAAAAAUUGCUUUAGGAUCUGCGAAAGGAUUGGCCUAUUUGCACGAGGAUUGCCAUCCUACCACAAUUAUUCACCGUGAUAUUAAGGCGGCCAAUAUUCUUCUUGAUUCCAAAUUUGAAGCGAAGGUUGCAGACUUUGGACUUGCGAAAGUUGUAUAUGAUAACAACACACAUGUUUCAACCAGAGUCAUGGGAACUUACGGAUAUUUGGCACCGGAAUAUUUUUCUACUGGCAAGCUAACAGAUAAAGCAGAUGUCUACUCCUUCGGGGUCAUGCUUCUGGAGUUGAUCACAGGAAGGCGGCCUAUUGCCUUGGUUGAUUGGGCAAGGCCCUCGCUCACACAUGCUUUAGAGGAAGGCAAUUAUGAGCCUCUCGUCGAUCCAAGGUUGGGGAAGAAUUAUAAUCCUAGUGAGAUGAACCGGAUGGUCGCUUGUGCUGCUGCUUGUGUACAUAUUUCUGCAGAAAAUCGACCUCCAAUGAGUCGGGUGGUUCGAGUAUUGGAAGGAGAUGUACCCCCUGAAGAUUUGAAAGUUGGUGUUCCAUCUGGCCGUAGUUGGAACUCCGGGGACGUGGAGAACUUGAAAAGAAUGGCAUUUGGGCCGUAUAGUUAAUUAACAUUCUCACAUGUCAUUAGCAUCAAGCAUUAAAGGUCAGGAAAUAAGUGAGACGGACUGAUUUCUCUCUCUGUUUCUGUCUUUGUUGCAGCAUUUGUGAAACUUUUUUCAGUGUUUAAUUGUAAUUUUUAUACUAUGAUUACUAAACCCACUAGGGCGAUAUUUUUCAAACAUGUAUCGGGCUUUA